AUGCCUGCUAAUUGGACUGCUGGCUCUGCCUGUCGUCGCAAGGCUCCAGCACCCGCUCCUCCUCCUUCAGAUCUCCUGACUACAAAUGUAUCUUCUCAGCCUGAGAUCAGCAUUUCUACAAGCUCAGGAACUCUCCAGAGUAUUACCUCAUUGAUGACCGGCUCUGGCCCACUAGCUGAGGCAAAAGCUGUUGGCGCAAAGAUUCCAAGUUUUGUCGAACCAACAAGCAGAUAG
Protopolystoma xenopodis is the source of this 234-nucleotide messenger RNA. NCBI's taxonomy places the organism in Eukaryota, Metazoa, Platyhelminthes, Monogenea, Polystomatidea, Polystomatidae. The record is from the annotation of a GenBank genome assembly.